Messenger RNA from Vittaforma corneae ATCC 50505, 789 nucleotides. RefSeq lists its product as uncharacterized. The record is from RefSeq and is a predicted model, not a curated record. The transcript has a single exon. NCBI's taxonomy places the organism in Eukaryota, Fungi, Microsporidia, Nosematidae. The coding region runs from base 1 to 789 and encodes 262 amino acids.
AUGGUUAAACCAGCUGUGCCAUGUGCCGACACGGAAUGGCUGAAAAACAUUUCGAAAACUAGCGGAAUUUCAUAUGAAAAACUCUACGAUCUGUAUUAUAAGUGUGGGUUUAGUAAAGAAAGAUUAGUGCACAGUUUGGAAACAGAGCCAACACAGUCUUCAGAAAAUGUGGUGCCUAAAAUUGUUGUAUUCUUGAAUGGAAUGCUUGUAAAGAAUGUAUUUUACGACUUUGAAAAUCCAAAAAACAGAUGUUUGUUGAAGAUGCUUGAACAAAAUGAAUUUGACAGGGACAUUUUUGAACUAGCCUUUGGAAAUGCAGGGAAGUAUGCCGACUUAAUCAUCGAAAGAAGAAAUGAGGAUUAUACUGGCUCAAUGGACAUGACAGAUCUAAAAAGAAACAUUGAAAAGUCUACCGAAUGUGAAAUUAAUAAAAAAAGAAAGGUUAAGAAUGGGAAAGUUGACAGAAUGACAGGUUAUAAUCUGUACUGUGGCCAGUUGGCACAGUCCAGCCCCGCCAAUACCGAUGACGUGAGCGAUGUGCCUGAGAAAAUAAUGAUAGGUGAAAAUUCAAGUGUAAAAUUCAAGGCUAUUUUUAGAAACAGAGAAUCCAUUGUGCUUGUUGAUCCCGUUCUUAGAAUUGUGGACAUAACCACAUUCUUUUUCGCACAUUUUAAAUUAAAAAUAUGCAUUGUUACUCUAGCAGGCGCAAUUCUCGAUGAAAGUGAGUCUGUGCUGAUUCUUAAAAACAGCAUGGUGGAAAUUCAAGAACACACAACACAUGCAAGCUAA